GCGGCGCCUAGAGGGAAAGCGAGAGGGAGACGGACGUUGAGAGAACGAGAAGGAAGGAGAGAAAAUGGCGUCCACGGAUUACAGUACAUACAGCCAAGCUGCAGCCCAGCAGGGCUACAGUGCAUACACCGCCCAACCCACUCAAGGAUAUGCACAGACCACCCAGGCAUAUGGGCAGCAAAGUUAUGGAACCUAUGGACAGCCCACUGAUGUCAGCUAUACCCAAGCUCAGACCACUGCUACCUAUGGGCAGACCGCCUAUGCAACUUCUUAUGGACAGCCUCCUGCUGGUUAUACUACUCCAACUGCCCCCCAGGCAUACAGCCAGCCUGUCCAGGGUUAUGGCACUGGUGCUUACGAUACCACCACUGCUACGGUCACUACCACCCAGGCCUCCUAUGCAGCUCAGUCUGCUUAUGGCACUCAACCUGCUUACCCAGCCUAUGGGCAGCAGCCGGCAGCCACCGCACCUGCAAGACCGCAGGAUGGUAACAAACCCGCUGAGACUAGUCAACCUCAAUCUAGCACAGGGGGUUACAACCAGCCCAGCCUAGGAUAUGGACAGAGUAACUACAGUUAUCCCCAGGUACCUGGGAGCUACCCCAUGCAGCCAGUCACGGCACCACCAUCUUAUCCUCCUACCAGCUACUCCUCUACACAGCCGACUAGUUAUGAUCAGAGCAGUUACUCUCAGCAGAACACCUAUGGGCAGCCGAGCAGCUAUGGACAGCAGAGUAGCUAUGGUCAACAAAGCAGCUAUGGGCAGCAGCCGCCCACUAGUUAUCCCCCCCAAACUGGAUCCUACAGCCAGGCUCCAAGUCAAUAUAGCCAACAGAGCAGCAGCUACGGGCAGCAGAGUUCAUUCCGACAGGACCACCCCAGUAGCAUGGGUGUUUAUGGGCAGGAGUCUGGAGGAUUUUCCGGACCAGGAGAAAACCGGAGCAUGAGUGGCCCUGAUAACCGGGGCAGGGGAAGAGGGGGAUUUGAUCGUGGAGGCAUGAGCAGAGGUGGGCGGGGAGGAGGACGCGGUGGAAUGGGCGCUGGAGAGCGAGGUGGCUUCAAUAAGCCUGGUGGACCCAUGGAUGAAGGACCAGAUCUUGAUCUAGGCCCACCUGUAGAUCCAGAUGAAGAUUCUGACAACAGUGCAAUUUAUGUGCAAGGCUUAAAUGACAAUGUGACUUUAGAUGAUCUGGCUGACUUUUUUAAGCAGUGUGGAGUUGUUAAGAUGAACAAGAGAACCGGACAACCCAUGAUUCAUAUCUACUUGGACAAGGAAACAGGAAAGCCCAAAGGUGACGCUACAGUGUCCUAUGAAGACCCACCAACUGCCAAGGCCGCUGUGGAGUGGUUUGAUGGAAAAGAUUUUCAAGGGAGCAAACUUAAGGUGUCUCUUGCUCGGAAGAAGCCUCCAAUGAACAGCCUGCGGGGUGGCAUGCCGCCCCGUGAGGGCAGAGGGAUGCCGCCGCCCCUCCGUGCAGGUCCAGGGGGCCCAGGAGGUCCUGGGGGCCCCAUGGGUCGCAUGGGAGGCCAUGGAGGAGACAGAGGUGGCUUUCCCCCAAGAGGGCCCCGGGGUUCUCGAGGGAACCCAUCCGGAGGAGGAAAUGUCCAGCACCGAGCUGGAGACUGGCAGUGCCCCAAUCCGGGUUGUGGAAACCAGAACUUUGCCUGGAGAACAGAAUGCAACCAGUGUAAGGCCCCGAAGCCUGAAGGCUUCCUUCCACCACCCUUUCCACCUCCUGGCGGUGACCGUGGCAGAGGUGGCCCUGGUGGAAUGCGGGGCGGAAGAGGCGGCCUCAUGGACCGCGGUGGUCCCGGUGGGAUGUUCAGAGGUGGCCGUGGUGGAGACAGAGGGGGCUUCCGUGGUGGCCGGGGCAUGGACCGAGGCGGUUUUGGUGGAGGAAGACGGGGUGGCCCCGGCGGACCCCCUGGACCUUUGAUGGAACAGAUGGGAGGAAGAAGAGGCGGGCGCGGAGGACCUGGAAAAAUGGAUAAAGGCGAGCACCGUCAGGAACGCAGAGACCGGCCCUACUAGACGCAGAGACCCCGCAGAGCUGCAUUGACUACCAGAUUUA
Messenger RNA from Mustela lutreola (European mink), 2072 nucleotides. RefSeq names its product RNA-binding protein EWS-like. Gene Ontology annotation, cellular component: nucleus. The record is from RefSeq and is a predicted model, not a curated record. The transcript has a single exon. Gene Ontology annotation, biological process: regulation of DNA-templated transcription. Gene Ontology annotation, molecular function: RNA binding; transcription coregulator activity. NCBI's taxonomy places the organism in Eukaryota, Metazoa, Chordata, Mammalia, Carnivora, Mustelidae. Bases 65 to 2032 code for a protein of 655 amino acids.